Messenger RNA from Phyllopteryx taeniolatus (common seadragon), 5626 nucleotides. RefSeq lists its product as uncharacterized. The transcript has 2 exons. Bases 27 to 1280 code for a protein of 417 amino acids. The record is from RefSeq and is a predicted model, not a curated record. NCBI's taxonomy places the organism in Eukaryota, Metazoa, Chordata, Actinopteri, Syngnathiformes, Syngnathidae.
CACACGGACGCUGGUUGCCAACCGUCAUGCCAACUCAAACUGGAAGAAUAAGAACAUCAGUCACAAUGGAGAGAGAGUGUGUGAAAAUGUUGCUACUGACUUUGCGAGCCUACAUUGGAACCCGUUAUCGACUUCUUCAUCUUCUCCAUGACAUGCAUCAACAGAGAUUACGUAACAGAAAGAAGGUGCUGUUAUGGCUCAUGUCAAGGCGAGCGACACCUUCCGUGUGGGUGCGUCCGCGUUCUCGGCACUGGUGGGACCACGUUGUUCCGCAUUUCAGCCCUUCACAGUUCCAGCAGAAUUUCCAUUUGUCCAGGAAGUCCUUUGAGUACAUCUGCAGUCGGGUGAGCCGUGCUAUGGGGAGGAGGGACACAAACUUCCGUCUGUCUAUUCCUUUUGAAAAAAGGGUCGCGAUUGCAAUUUGGAAGCUCUCCAACGGUGGUGGCUACAACACCAUUAGCCGUCUCUUUGGUGUGGGCCUGAGUACCGUGUGCAUGUGUUUGUGGGACUUUUGCAAUGCUGUCAUUAAGCUUCUGCUUCCCAUCCACAUCAGAUGCCCUGAUGCUGACAAAUUGGUGGAGAUGGCCACCUUGUUUCAUAGGACCUGGGGAGCACCCCAGUGUGUGGGUGUAAUCGGUGCUUGCCACGUUCUAAUAGCGACUCCAAAUGAGCACUCCCAUCACUACAGCAACAAGGAGGGUGGACACUCUGUCGUUCUACAGGCCGUUGUGGAUGGAAAAGGACACUUUUGGGACAUAUGCGUUGACUCUCCAGGUAGUGUCUGUGAUUCCAGAGUGCUACAGCAAUCACCAUUGUGGGAGCUCCUAAGUAAUGGGCAGUUGUUUGGUCGAAACAAAGUCAACAUCUCUGGCUGUGAUGUUGGCCAUUACCUCAUUGGUGGCCCAGUUUACCCUGCGGAGAACUGGCUCCUGACGCCCUUCUGUGACACGGAACACUUGACUCCGGAGCAAGUUGCCUACAACUCACAACUGAACUGUGCACGGUCUGUUUUAAAGGAAGCCUUUGGGAGAUUGAGCGGGCGAUGGAGAUGCCUCACGAAGAAACUGGACUGCAAAGUAGAGCUUGCCAGGAAGAUGGCUCUAGUCUGCUGUGUGCUGCAUAACAUUUGUGAGGAACAUGGUGACGAGUUACAGGAUGCGCAGUCUGAAAUUCAUGUGAACAUUCCGCCACCUGGUCUGUCUUCACCCGACGAUUGUACCAAAGAAGGGCCUGGUGUUAGAACUGCAUUGCUGCAAUACUUUAGCAGGGACAAUCAGUGAAAUUCAUCUAGCCAUCCAAUUUAUAGACUGCUUAUCCUAUUCAGAGAUGCAGGGAGCUGAUGCCUAUCCCAACUGACUUUGGGCGAAGGAAACACUGCACACUAGACUCGUUGCCAAUGAAUCACAGGAUACGUACUUGAUUACUCACAAAAAGCUAGUGAUAUUAGGCUUUUGUGGGAAAUUUCAGGGUGAACCUAAAAUGCACUUUCAUUUUCACAAGUGAACUUCAUUUGACUGUCUCUAAACUUUGAAUGCACAUGUCCAACUCUUCAGUUUUUCAGAACUUUUUGCACACCGUGCUGUUCUCUAACAAGGAACUGAACUGCAAAAUUCACAAGUAAAUUUAUUUUGUUGCAUCUUCCAAAGACGUCCACUUUUAUGCCUUUCUGUGUCUCUCCUAGUCUCUCUGCUGGUUAUGCUCUGUGACACUCUUAAGCUCAGAGGCCACUUCCCUCUGAAAACAUCCGGUGUUGUCUUGGUCUCAUGAUGUUAAAAUGUGGAGAGCUUGAUGUUGGGGGAGGGGAGGAGCAGAACAUUAAUUCGUCCAUCCAUUGAUCAAACACAUACUGUUGUUUUUUGACAUUGUACUGUGCUUGUAUAAAAUAUGUACUGUGAAGGAACACAAACCCAAAACAUAAUCUAACGACGGGCCAGUACACCAGUCCUUCCCUUUUACAGUUUAAAGUAGAUAUUCCAUACAUGCAUUUUCUGUACCGCUUAUCCUCACUAGGGUCGAGGGCGUGCUUGAGCCUAACCCAGCUAUCUUCGGGCUAGAGGCGGGCUAUACCCCGAACUGGUCGCCAGCCAAUCGCAAGGGCACAUAUAAACAAACAACCAUUUGCACUCAUAUUCACACCUACGGGCAAUUUAGAGUCUUCAAUUAACCUACCAUGCAUGUUUUUGGGAUGUGGGAAGAAACCGGAGUACCCGGAGAAAACCCACGCAGGCAUGGGGAGAACAUGCGAACGCCACACAGUCGAACCCCGGUCCUCAGAACUGUGAGGCAGGUGUGCUAACUAGUCGGCCAUCGUGCCGCCCAGUAGAUAUUGAUUAGCUCAAAUCUACCAUUACUGUUUGUAUCGUGCUGUUGCCCACUACUGCAAACUACAAUUUUAUGGACAUAUUCUUCAAUAAUGUCUUUGAGAGUGUCAUGUAAAACAGAGUAGUGUAUUACUUUAUCAUCUGUCAGCCACAUGUCAUCUUAAGCUAUGUCACAGGUUCCUUGAGGUAUUAAAAUCUCAACGUGGAGUUUCUGGUGCCUGUACCAACAUUUUUUGUCAUCGUUUAUGUUGUCAUUUUAACUUCAGUUGACCCGGACAAGCAGAGUUGUAUGUCCAUACUGUAUUUUGGAUUUGCUCCAUCAAGUGUGAACAUAACUUUUGAGUGUAUAGCAUAUGUGAUACCAUUUUUUUAAACUAAACAUUUCAAAAGUACAGUAUCAUAUGUGUAGUCAGUGACAAUGGUAUAACCUCAAAAUUCUGAAAAUGGUUGUAGUUUGCAGAGGUAUACACCUGUAUUGCAUUUUAUUGAGUUUUUCUGAAAAUUUUAAGCAAUUUAUUUCGAUGCAUGUCAGAAACAAAAUAUUGAAAACCACACUCAUUAUGAUGCAGUCCAGUUGUACACUUCUGCAAACCACAUCCACAAUUAGCAGCACAUUGUUUAACUCUCGACAGUCAUAACAAUAUUUGAUAUCCAUUAGCUUGGGGAAGUGUAUUUAAUGAAGUUGCUUGUCGUGUAUGUAGACAAAAAUCAAUGGAAAGUGUUGCUGAGCUUCCAUCUAUCCGUUUUCUAUACUGCUUAUGCUCACUCUGGUGGUCGGUGAGCUGGAUCCUAUCCCAGCUGAUUUAAGGCAAAAGGCGGGAUGUAACCUGGACUGUUGGCCAGCCAAUCGUAGGGCACAUAGAGACAAACAACCAUCCACGCAGAGGUUUGAACCCCUAACCUCAGAACUGUGACAGACCAAACAUACAGUAUCAUAAGCAUUGGGCUCUUACUUGGUGGGUAGAACUUUGUGUCCUGGAUCUCAUUAGAUUGUGCGAGUGUACCUAAUGGAGUGUCCGUUUAGUGUGGACUUCAUUGACAGUUGUAAGUGUAUAUUCUGAGCAUCAACCAACAGAGAGCGCUGUUGUGCCAUUGAACUCGAUGCCGACCUCUACAGUCGGAAAGUUCCCACUCAAAACCAAAGGGGGUUGUUUCUACUUGACUUACAUUAUUUCUGUACUUUCCAUUUUAGCCAUAUAUUGAAAUGCAAAUAAUGAGAUCUAAAUGACACUCUGAAGUAACCAGUUGAGUUUCAGUUUCAUGUUAUCAGUAGCUGAUUGAGUACACUGUACUAUAUUUUCCUGAAAACCGUCUGCAUAAUCUCCCAGAUGUUUCAUUGCAGUAUAACUAUGCAAAUAUAUUUGCUCUGGCUUUGAUUUGAUUGGCAGGUUCCCCCAAACCAUCAAACAGACUCAGUCUUCUAGGUUAUUAUCUGUAGUGCAGUGAGCAGAGGAGUAAUUUUCCUCCCAGGGGAGUAAAAGUCAUGCAGUUUGAAUGGCCAACUGCUUAUAGCAAGCUCAGUUGUCACUCUGGGCUGUUUUUUAAUUGUAUUUUUGUUUUAAACCUGAUCAUAUUCUCAUUUGUUGUAACAUACUGUAGCUGACUCUUAUGUGUCUUGUGUGCAGUUCUAUUGUUAAACUCAUAAAGAAUACCUAUAUAAUGGUUUUGAGGUCUUUGUAUAUGAUUUUCUUUUGUGUAUACUCGUCACACAGAACCUUUGGAAUGUAGCAUUUGUGCACCCUCCUCUCAACCUUUUCCAUUUCGCCCAUGAACCCCCCUCCCCCUUCCCAUGUCCUUGGGAAUUCAAUUAUGGAAAAGUGUAGCUGGAAACCUUUCCUUUAUGUAUUCAUGUAAGGAGUCUUGGCUCUUGGGUGAUAUUGUACGUCCUUGAAACGAUAUAGAUGCUAUCAGUUUCAGUGCUGUCUGUCAACGUUGCACAUGGGAAUGAAGUAGAGAAUGGUGGUUCAUAAGUGAAAAUAUUGAAGUUUUAAAUUAAUCGAUCAGGCUCUUAAACUUCCAGUUGAGUAGAAGAUGGGGAUGGAAAAUGCUUGCAUAAUGGAUCAUAGAAAGUCAAUGGCAGCUGGGCAUCCUGCUUUAAAAGACUGCCUGGAUCAUCCACUUAAACCACCACACCCUUAACGGGGGGAAGAAAUACCAGGUGGGACCACUAGAGAGGUGUGAUUACCUUUUACUGUGAUUAUCACAACGUACAUUGCCUGCGCAGUUGACGUGGCACCUGUAAAGCUGAAGUCAGUGUUUGAAACAUGCCGACUGCCCUUUUAUCCAUGGACAAGCUGACUAAAACUGACAAAAAUAAGGCUUUUAAUUGUGGUCCAGCAAAAUUAUUUGAGAAAACAAAUUUAAUGAAACUGGCCUCGACAAAAAUUAUGCUACCUUUCACUUAAUACUGUAUGUUGUUGCGCAACCUUUUGAAGAAAUUGCUACAAUUAGAUGAUUUCUGUAACUCUCCAUGAGACUAGUGGACCUGUCGACAGCUAUUUUGGACCACUCAUCAUGAGCAAACUGCUCCUGACAGCAUGUUUCAGAUUUUUCCACAGAUGUUCAAUGGGAUUUAUAUUAGGACUCUUCAGUAGUUUAAUGUUUGCUCUUUGUCGUUCUUGUGUGACUUUUUCAAAAGUCAAUAGUGCACAUUAUACAUAGGUAUAGGGGGAAAUGGAAAACAAAUGUAUAAAUGUAUUCCACCAUCUAGAGGUUAUGAAAAAGCUGUACACUUUCAUUCCCAUAUGCCACCGCCAUCUAAAGGUUAUGAAAAAUGUGAACAAUUUCAUUCUAAUAUGCCACCGCCACCUAGAGAUUAUGAAAAAGGUGUAGCCUACACUUUCAUUCCAUUAUGACAGGGGUACGUAUGACUGCAUAUAUGUACAGUUGUGCUCAUAAGUUUACAUACCGUGGCAUAAUUUGUGAAAUAUUGUUUUUUUUUUUUUUAAAUACGACUGAUGACUGAACAACAGCAAUCAUUCAUUUCUAUAUGGUUAUGUUUUGUUUAAUGAUAAUGCUUGUCUGAAAUGCUUGACGGUUUAAUUUGAAUCCCAUUAAAAUAAAACUAAAUGUGGUUCACUUGGCCCUUUUCUUUAAAGAAUUAUACACAUCUUACAAAUUCUGCCUGCGUAAUCAAACAUGAGCACAACUGAGUGUUUUCUCAUUUACUAAAUACAAGUAGGGCUGUGAAUUUCAAAAUAAGAGCAAGUAAAUAAAAAGAAAGUAUUACGGGUUCAAAUAGAGUCCUUAACUUGAAUAAUUAUUUAAAAAAACUAACAAAAUACAGAUAAUACUUCAUGCUUUGA